Wasmannia auropunctata (little fire ant) is the source of this 2641-nucleotide messenger RNA. RefSeq names its product proton-coupled folate transporter. The transcript is spliced from 10 exons. The coding region runs from base 808 to 2343 and encodes 511 amino acids. Lineage: Eukaryota; Metazoa; Arthropoda; Insecta; Hymenoptera; Formicidae. Gene Ontology annotation, molecular function: transmembrane transporter activity. Gene Ontology annotation, biological process: transmembrane transport. The record is from RefSeq and is a predicted model, not a curated record. Gene Ontology annotation, cellular component: membrane.
UCGGCGCCAGUUAGGAUAUCGCGGCGGAUGCUCGGAGUAUCAUAUGUGGCUCGCCUACGAAACAUUUGUCAACAUCGGCCGAUAACGCGCAGAAACGCGCGUGGAGGCACAACGCUGCAGUCGCUGACAGCGUCACAACGCAACUUCACAAUUAUGUUCGCGCGCGCACGCGGCUCGUGCGGACCCGAGCGGCGAUUACGUAAAAUCGUCGAUAAUGUGCUCCGACUCGAGUCAGCGAACGGAGUACGCGAGUCGGACACUCCGAGCGAGCGGACACGCGUGGCUGCUACUCCAGUCUCACAGCGGUUGCGUGCACAUGCGUUUACUCACGUGGCGGAACGACUGUGCGCGUGUGCACCGCGUAUAGCGUUGUUCGGAGCAGAUGCGAACCACGUGCGCGGAAGCAUUAGCCGAACAGUUACGCGUGAUUCUCGUGUAUCACUGAUUUCAUCGAUGACUUCGACGGAAGACAAGAGUGCCGAAGGUUAUUCGAGUUCGGUGGAAAAGAAUAGUAGCGGUGCAGCGGCAUGCUAGAAGUAAACCGCGAGCGCGCGAGCGCGCGAUCAUAUAUAUAUCGCUCGUUGUGACAUUUCUCAAUAACGGUCUCGUCUGAAAGUUAGGCAUCUCACUUUUAACAUCCAAGUUGCAACAUCUAAUUAUCCUCAGCGAGUUUCAUGUGGAAAUGUGCGUAUAUCUCGUUUUAAUUCGUGAGGUAUGCAGCGGUAAAGUAGCGGACUGUGCAAAAAUGAUGAAACAGCUCAAGAAGAAAUUCUCUUGCAUCGAAGAUUUUUAGUUAAAAGAAAAGAAAUGGAGGAACCGGUAGCGACGAGCAGCUAUAAAAUCGAAGAGGCGACGCCGCCACGGACGGAAGCUUCUCACAGAAACAGGAUGUGUCGAAAAUACUUCGGAUGGAUAAAAUAUGUAUCAGUAGAGCCGACUAUGUGGCUCUACAUGAUGGCGUUUACGUUUACAUCGAUCGUUGAGCAAGACUUUUUUAGGUAUAAAGCGUGUCGAGUGGACCACGGUUACUCUGAGGAAGUCUGUAUGAAGCUAAACGAUGAUGAUAAUAAAGCGAUAAAGACUAAAGUACAGAUGACCGUCGCAGAGUUCCAUCAAUGGAACGACAUUGCCGGACAUGUAGUGCCUAUUAUCUUGGCGAUGUUCUACGGCAACUGGAGCGACCGGCGCGGACGUAAAUUGCCGCUCCUCCUCGGCCUGACGGGCAAACUGAUUUACUCUUUCAUGAUCGUGAUCAAUUCCAUGAUGGACACUUGGAAUCUGAACAUGAUCGUGUACACGGCGACCCUGCCGAUGAGCUUACUGGGCGCCGACGUCGCGAUCUUCGCCAGUUGCUUCGCGUACAUAUCGGACGUGAGCUCCGUGCAGCAGAGAACCAUGAGAAUCACGAUCUUGGAUGUCGCUUAUCUCAGUACUAUGCCGUCGGGAGUUGCACUUGGAUCUUACGUGUUCACACACCUGGUCAACAGGCCCUACACGAUUAUGUUCGCCGUAAACGUGACUUUGCUCUUGCUGUCGCUUAUUUAUUCGUUCGUGUGGCUCAAGUGGCAAACGUCACCGCGGCAACAACCGCUUUCGGGUGCCAACUGGCUGCUCGACUUCUUCGACAUGAGACACGUCGCCACGACAAUGCGGACGUUGGUGAAGUCGAGGCGCAAUCAUGGCAAAUUGCAUCUGUGGUUACUCCUGCUCGCGAUGUGUCUGUAUACGUUCCAGAGAGACGAGAAACCCAAGAGCCAGAUGUACACUUCACUAAUCUUCAACUGGAACGUGACAGAUUUUAGUAACUUUAAAACGUUCCAAUCGUCUCUCUUCGUAUUAGCAACGCUAAUUGGAGUGCCUGUCAUGAGUAAAUUAUUAGGAAUGAAGGACGUUUUCAUUAUAGUGGUUGGAGCGAUAGCGCACGCAUCUGGGAGAAUAGUAUUUGUUUUAGCGAACCGGCCGGAAUUAUUUUACGUAGGUGCCGUUGUCGCUGCGUUAGGUCCAGUAGUAGCUCCGGUACUUAGGUCUAUGACCUCGAAACUUGUGCCUGUGGAGGAGCGAGGAAAGGUAUUCGCGAUGCUUGCCGUAUGCGAUAACGCAGUCCCGUUAUUUAGCGGGACUUUAUAUUCCCAGAUUUAUAACGCCACAAUAAAAACAGCACCGAACUCUUUUUAUUGGCUGACAGUCGCCACGCAGAUCACCGUGCUUCUGCUAAUUUUAAUAAUCCAUUUUUCAUCGUGGUCUAAGCACGCGACCGAGGAACAGGAUUAUAUUGAUGAGACUGUGGCUCCAUCUCUUUCAAAUAAUAUUGAAACUAGCUCGUCGAGUAACGUAACGACCUAAUCUUAGCGAGCAUGUGAUAAGAUAACUGCCUUAUAUACGUAAUGCAUCCAAAGGUCAUAUGUCGUUAAAUGCUGACGUUUCAUCUUAUCGAAAGAAAUAUGUAAACACAUAUAAUCAUUUAUAGCUUAUAGAAUUUUCAGGAAAUUCCAUUUGAAAUGAGCUCAAACUUAUUGCGUGAUGUAUUUUUAAGUAUCGAUUAUUAUUGUUGAUUAAUUCUCAGGAAGAUUAAUAUAAAAUUAUAAUUUUGUACGUUAAUCUUGCGAUAGAAUAAUUUUUUGAAUAGUUUAAUUAGAAAUAU